This is a messenger RNA of Mercenaria mercenaria, 1444 nucleotides long. RefSeq names its product C1q-related factor-like. Bases 678 to 1169 code for a protein of 163 amino acids. The record is from RefSeq and is a predicted model, not a curated record. Gene Ontology annotation, molecular function: protein binding. NCBI's taxonomy places the organism in Eukaryota, Metazoa, Mollusca, Bivalvia, Venerida, Veneridae. The transcript is spliced from 3 exons.
UAUCUUAUUUUGUGUUGUUUUCAUGUAUAUAAGAAGUUUGCAGUACUAUCAACAAGAUUAUCACACAUUCAUGUGCACCACCUUAGUAUAUUGUUUUGCAAAGCAAAAACAAGCAAUUAUUGCUGUCAAAGAUAACAAAGACAAAAUUCUACUUGUCUGACAGUUGAUAAUUACAGAUUGUCUCUAUUCUUCAAACUGAAAUGUAGAUUACAUCUGUUUACAUCUGUCUUUUUCACAUGCAUAUAUAUCUAUACAGCACACUCUAUUCUUUUUUUCAAGACUGAUAGGAACAAUUAUAAAAACAGCAAAACAAGGACUUUACUCAGUCUAAGUGGGUUUCUGACUGUAGUUCUAUGUCUAGUUUUACCUAUACAUGGAUCAGAUAUGAUGGAGAAAAGAUUUUUGAAACUGGAAAAUAUCAUUAUGUCACAGCAAAGAGAACUGGACAAUUUCCGUACAGAGACUGGCCAUCUAAAAAGUGAGUUGGAUAUCCUUUGUGCUGAAAAAAGGGAUGAGAUAAACUUUCUAAAAAGCGAGUUAGAUGACCUUCGUGCAGAAAAGAAUAAAGAAAUAAAACUUUUAAAACUUGAGUUGGAUAAUCUUCAGGCUGAAAGAAAUGAAGAAACAGACCUUUUAAAGAAAAAGCUGCAUCUUUUGCAAAGUGAUAAAAAAAGGAUAUGGACAACGAAUAUGCUGAUGAAGGGACAGACAUAAGAAAUAAUGUUAAAGACAUAGCAAAGAGGCAAAAACGAUUCCAGACAUCAACGAAUGUUGCAUUUUAUGUUUAUUUAAGUCAUCAUCCCCAAUAUAAUAAACACGAAACAUUGGUGUUUGAUGUUGAGGAAACUGACACUGGAGAUAAUUACAAUGCAAAUGAUGGCAUUUUUGAUGUACCUGUGACAGGGACGUAUGUUUUCACAGUCACUGUUGGUAGUCUUCAUAAUGGUUUUGUAACUGCUGAAAUUAUCGUAAAUGGACAAGUUAAAGGAACUGCAUUUGCAAACUCUGAACAUAUUCAUGAUGACCAUUCUGCUAGUGGGACAAUAGUUGUUCAUGCAAAUGCUGGAGACCAUGUAUUUGUAAGAAAAGGUGCCACAAGUGACAACUAUCCUAUUAUUAGUGACAAUGCAUAUAUACGGACAGCAUUUUGUGGUUGGCUGUUAUUUUGAAAAACUGACAUGCAAGCACUUAUUAGGUGGAAAGUUUUUCUGUUAUUUUCCUUAUGCAAUAGAUUGUUAAUCACUUUCUUAUGUUUUCAAUCUUUAUCAUGUUUGAUCAUGAAUUCAAUGUGGAAACUUAACUUUUCUGGAAGGAAAUUCAACUGUGUGGUACCAGUAUUCAUAAUUCAUUUAUUUUACUACCCGAAAUUAUACACAAGAAACAACUGCAAUAUUCACAGUUUACUACAUGUUUAUUUAUACAUUUUAGAUAUGAUGACACUCAA